GGAAAGUUGAGGCCGUGCUGCCGCCGGGUCUCCGGCCUUGAGGGCUCCGGCUCGCAGCGGCGGCGGUGGCCGCAAGAAGAGGCGGCGGGGGCGGGGGGAGAGGAGGGCCUGGGCCCGCGCUCCCCCAGCCCCAGAGGAGCAGGCGGCGGCCGCGGACGGAGAUUCCCUCCGGCGGUCGGACACUCCUGCCGUCCCCGCCUGGGAUCAUGACCCAGGUGGGCGCCGCCGCCGCCGCCGCGGCCGAGACCGCGCAGCCCGCGGUAAGAAGAAAACAAAACUUAUAGACCACCCUCUGGCAGAAGAUGAUAGAUUUGGAUCAGAAACAGGAGGUGUUGGAAGCCAGGAAUCAAAAGUGAAGAAAUUCUGCAAAUCCUUAGGGAGAAAACAGGAAACCACACUCGCCAUCUCCUUCACUGUACAGAACAGGUAUCCCAACUUGACAGACCUCUUUUGAAAGGUUGUCAGUCCCUGGGUUCCUAUCACUGUAACCACUGUAACCAUGCCAGAAAUGACAGAGAAUGAGACUCCUACAAAAAAGCAGCACAGAAAGAAAAACCGGGAGACACACAAUGCAGUGGAGAGGCAUAGAAAGAAGAAAAUCAAUGCUGGGAUAAACAGAAUAGGAGAGCUGAUCCCAUGUUCUCCUGCGCUGAAGCAGAGCAAGAACAUGAUUCUGGACCAAGCCUUUAAAUAUAUAACAGAAUUGAAAAGGCAAAAUGAUGAACUCCUGCUUAAUGGAGGAAACAAUGAACAAGCUGAAGAGAUUAAGAAGCUACGCAAACAACUGGAAGAAAUUCAAAAAGAAAAUGGCCGAUAUAUUGAAUUACUGAAAGCAAAUGACAUAUGCUUAUAUGAUGACCCCACAAUCCACUGGAAAGGAAAUCUUAAAAACUCAAAGGUCUCUGUAGUUAUUCCCAGUGACCAGGUUCAAAAAAAUAUCAUUGUUUAUUCCAAUGGGAGUCAUCCUGGUGGAAACAGCCAGGGAACAGCUGUUCAGGGGAUAACCUUUAAUGUUGGUCAUAAUUUACAAAAGCAAACCGCCAAUGUGGUGCCGGUACAGAGGACUUGCAGUCUUGUGACUCCUGUGUCUAUUUCUGGAGUUUACCCUUCUGAAAACAAGCCAUGGCAUCAGUCCACAGUUUCUACAUUGGCCACCAACCAGCCUGUUCCUCUUUGUCUUCCUGCUACCAUUUCUGCUCAAAAUAUUCUUGAACUUUCCACCUCCGAAAGUGAAUCAAGUGUGCCUGGCGUGACUGGUGGCUCCUUGAUCGCUGUUCCUGUUGGGCCUGAACCUCACCAACAUUGUUCCUUGCACACAUGUCUAAAUGAUCAAAGUUCUUCUGAAAAUAAGAAUGGGCAGGAGAGCUCCACAUUACUGAAGAAAACAGUCCCUUGUGCCACAAGCGUCCCCACCAGCUCCCCAGCCACUGCCACCAAAGCACACUAUGGCAGCAAGUCAUGCCUGAGCACACAGGAUUUCACAAGUGAUUUUCAAACCACCUUUGUUGUUUCAGUUACCACCACAGUCUGCUCCCAGCCUCCCAGGUCUGCAGGUGAUUCUUGUCUCGUGAGUAUGAACAAGGGUGCCGACUCAGCAAGUGUUACUGCAGUGGUGGCCCCAUGUCCCCCUGGAGGGGGGAAGGCCACCACUCCUGUAAGCACUCUUUCUGCAAACCCUUUGGAUAAUGGUUGGAUGCUUUCUUGUUCUUUGCCUUCUUCAACUGUUAGUACUUCUGAUUUGAAAAACAUUAAUAGCCUUACCCGAAUUCCCUCAGCUGGAAACACGCAGACAACAUGGACUACUUUGCAACUGGCAGGAAACACUAUUCAGCCCUUAAGCCAGAUACCAUCUUCUGCAGUGCCCCCAGUAUUAAAUGAAUCUGAUACUAGUCCCACCACAACCAACCACAGUAGACACAGAGCUACAGGCACCAACUUGAGUAAUUCUUUUCCAGCAGUUGGGCAGCCAGUUGAGCAAGUAGUUGUAACCUUGCCUUCUUGUCCAUCUUUACCUAUGCAGCCGCUGACUGCCCAGCCACAAGUUAAAUCUCAGCCUCCAAAAAAUAUCGUUCCUUUGAAUUCAGCAAUGCAGGUGAUUCAGAUGGCGCAGCCAGUCGGGUCGGCUGUUAAUGCAGCUCCAGCUAAUCAAAAUGUUAUCAUUCUUCAGCCACCCAGUACCACACCAUGCCCGACAGUGAUGAGGGCAGAGGUUCCCACCCAAACGGUAGGUCAACAGAUAGUCAUCAUACAGACAGCUAAUCAGAACCCUUUGCCUCUCCUCUCAGCUCCACAUCCUGGUUCUGUUCGACUCCCUGUCAAUGGAGCCAGUGCUAUAAUUGGGUCUAAUAACUCAAUGCAAAAUGUUUCGACCCCACAAACUUUUGGAGGAAAGCAUCUUGUCCACAUAUUACCAAGACCUUCAUCGUUACCAACAUCUAAUUCAGCGCAGACUUUUUCUGUUACCAUGUCAAACCAACAACAGCCUCAAACCAUUUCUUUAAAUGGACAGCUCUUUGCUUUACAGCCUGUGAUGUCUUCAUCAGGAACUACAAAUCAAACCCCUAUGCAAAUUAUUCAACCCACCACCAGCGAAGAUCCAAAUACCAAUGUUGCCCUGAACACAUUUGGCGCUUUGGCCAGCCUCAAUCAAAGCAUAUCACAGAUGGCUGGGCAAAGCUGUGUGCAAUUGUCCCUUAGCCAGCCUGCCAACUCUCAGACUGCUGCAAAUAGUCAGACCACCCCAGUUAACUGUGUUUCAUUAACAACAACCGUAGCAUCUCCCAUGACAACAGAUAAUUCAGCCACACUAAACAGUAUUUAUAAUCUAGUGACUACUCCCUCAGUGAACAUGGUAACUUCUUUGCCUAAUGUGAAAUCAAAAAGGUUGACUAAGAAGCCAGGUGCCAAGAAAUAUUUAGCAUCUAACAAGUCAGCCUGCCCUCUAAAUCCAGUCAGAGAUAUGGACAAAUUAGACUGCCCUGGCCCUGAAGGCCCCGCGGAGCCAUCAUAUAAUGGCGGACUGCUGGAAAGCCUCCCUGUGGUAUUACCGUCUGCCGCUAUGGCCCCGGCAAAUAGUGUAAGUGUUUCUGGUCCACAUUCUUUAGAUGCUCUGGAUUCUGAAUCAGUGAUACCUGAGUCUAAGUCAGUGGAAGAGUCUAGCUCACCCUCCCAAGAAUCUAUAACAAGUGAACAUUUUACAGUGGCCCCAGCAAAAUCCAAAGAUUGUGCCCCCAUUUUACAACAAGACACAUCUCAGGAGAAGCCACUGACUAGUUUGGCAUUGUCAGAUGCUGCCACAUCCCGCACUUCAGCUAACGUGUUGAUUCCAUCUCCAAAUGAUCCCCACAUUUUGGUUUCUCAGGUUUCUGAUUUGUCAUCUGCUGCAAGCACUACAAGUACUGACUGUGUUUCUGAGGUGGAAAUCAUUGCUGACUCUUGCAGGGUUGAGCAAGGUUCAUCAGAUACAGUGCAAACCACAGGUCACUUAAAGGGGCAAGGUUUAACUGAACUGCUAUCUGGUCUUGCUAAAGAAAAAGACUCUCAGAAACCACCUCUUUCAGUCCAGGUGGACCAUCCUGAUUUUUCUUCAGGAAGUUCUAAAAUAGUUGAUUCAAGUGUUGAUUUGCAUCCCAAACAAGAGUUGUUGCUGAUGAACAGUGAUGACAGAGAUCCAGGACAGCAUCAUGCCUGCAUUCCUGAUCAGGAAGUUAUGAGUGGUUCUUUGCUCACCAGUAGACAGGCUGACUCUCCCAUGUCAACCAGCUCUGGCAGUAGUCGUAGUUUCUCAGUUGCAUCCAUGCUUCCUGAAACAAGUAGAGAGGAUGUCACCAGCAAUGCAACAACUAAUACUUGCGACAGAUGUACCUUUGUAGAGCAAACUGAUAUAGUUGCUCUUGCAGCAAGAGCUAUUUUUGACCAGGAGAACCUUGAGAAGGGAAGAGCUGGCACCCAGGCUGAUAUGAGGGAAGUUACUUCAAAGCCUUCUGAAGCAUCAUCUUUAGAGGGAGACCAUCCUUUCAAAACACAGGUAUCUAAAGAGAAUGGCUCAGGACAGGCAGAGGCAACACCAAAUGAAUUCAAUCCUCAGGAUUCAGUUGAAGCAACUGUGGAUAGGCCCCUUGAAAAACCAAGUUGUUCCAUAGGAAUUAAAACAUCAAAUGCCUCUUUACAGGUUUCAACUUCUCAGCCCCCGAGCAUCACCAGUUUAAGUGUGAAUAAUCUCAUCCAUCCGAGCAGCAUCAGCCAUCCUCUUGUGAGCUGUGCUGGUUUAUCCCAAACUUCAGAACAAACAGCUGUCCCUGCAACAGUUGAUCUGACUAUUGGAUCUAGCUCCUACAUGAGUCAGCCUCCCGGACCAUCUCUCAUGACUGAAUAUUCCCAAGAACAGCUGAAUACUAUGACUGGUGCCAUACCAAACCCACAGACUCAAGAGCCACUCUUAAAGCCAAGUCAUGAAAGCCGUAAAGACUCUGCGAAGCGUGCUGUCCAAGAUGACCUCUUAAUGUCUUCAGCCAAACGUCAAAAGCAUUGCCAGCCAGCCCCCGUCAGGCUUGAUGGUAUGUCCCUGAUGAGCCGCACUCCAGACAGCAUUUCUGAUCCAACUCAAAUGAUGGUUAGUCAGAUCCCUCCCAGCUCUUCAAACUCAGUUGUGCCGAUUAGCAACCCAGCACACGGAGACAGCCUUACAAGAUUAUUCCCACCUGGUAACAACUUUGUGGCCCCUGCUUUGAGGCAAACUGAAGUUCAGUGCAGUUCUCAGCCUUCAGUUGCUGAGCAGCAGCAAGCCCAGGCCAGUCAACAUUUACAGGCCCUGCAACAGCAUGUUCCAGCACAGGCGGUAUCUCACCUGCAUAGUAACCAUCUCUACCUGAAGCAGCAGCAGCAAGCAGGGCAGCUGAGAGAGAGGCAUCCCUUGUAUCAGCUGCAGCACCAUGUGCCCCAUGCAGACAGCUCUGUCCACCCUCAGCCCCACAGUGUCCACCCACAGAGAGCUUUGCAGCAGGAAGUUCAACUGCAGAAAAAGAGGAGCCUUGUUCCGGGCACGCAGACAUCUCAGCUUUCCUUACAAACGAAGCACCAUGGCACUGACCAAUCCCGACCCAAGAGUGGUCAGCCACAUCCCCACCAUCAGCAGAUGCAGUCACAGAUGCAACAACGCUUUGGAAGCUCCCAGCAGGAGAAGAGCUGUGAAAACCCGUCAACGAGCCGGAACCACCAUGCCCACCCCCAGAACCAUCUCAGUCAGGAUAUUAUGCACCAGCCCCAGGAUGUUGGAAACAGGCAGCAAGGUUCAGGGGUUUCUUCUGAACAUGUAUCUGGGCAUAACCCGAUGCAGAGGCUCUUGACAUCUAGAGGCAUAGAGCAGCAAAUGGUGUCCCAACCAAGCAUUGUGACUAGACCUUCAGACAUGACCUGUACCCCACACAGGCCAGAGAGAAACAGAGUUUCAAGUUACUCUGCCGAGGCGCUCAUUGGAAAGACAUCUUCUAAUUCAGAGCAGAGAAUGGGUAUAUCAAUUCAGGGUUCCAGAGUUUCAGAUCAGCUUGAAAUGAGAAGCUAUCUGGAUGUUUCCCGAAAUAAGGGUUUGGCCAUUCAUAACAUGCAGGGUCGUGCGGAACAUGCUGUUGCCUCAGAUAUCCGCCUUUCUGACUGUCAGACAUUUAAACCAACUGGAGCCAGUCAACAGCCCCAGAGUAAUUUUGAAGUACAAUCUUCAAGAAAUAAUGAAAUAGGUAACCCUGUAUCAUCACUGAGGAGUAUGCAGUCCCAGACUUUUCGAAUUAGUCAAAACCCUGGUCCACCACCAAUCGACCGACAAAAGAGAUUACCGUAUCCAUCAGUUCAGAGCAUCCCAGCAGGAAAUGCUGUCCCAGCAAGGGACAGUGAAAAUACAUGUCACCAAAGUUUCAUGCAAAGUUUACUUGCCCCUCACCUUGGUGAUCAGGUCAUUGGGAGCCAGAGAUCUCUCUCAGAACAUCAGAGGAAUACACAGUGUGGUCUGUCCUCUGCAGUUGAAUAUAGUUGUCCCCCAACUCAUGAAGGUGUCCAUAUUAGAAGAGAUAGUGAGAGUCAGAAUAGAGAAAGUUGUGACAUGUCCUUAGGUGCCAUUAACACCAGGAACAGCACCUUGAAUGUUCCAUUUUCGAGUUCUUCCUCAGGAGAUAUUCAAGGUCGAAACACAAGUCCCAAUGUUUCUGUACAGAAGUCCAAUCCCAUGAGGAUCACUGACAGUCAUGGGACCAAAGGCCACAUGAACCCACCAGUCACAACCAACAUACAUGGGAUUGCAAGGCCAGCUUUGCCCCAUCCAUCUGUGUCUCAUGGAAAUGCUGAUCAAGGGCCUCCUGUACGUCAGACAAAUUCUUCAGUUCCUCAGCGAUCGAGGCAUCCCUUGCAAGACAGCAGUGGUUCCAAAAUUCGUCAACCUGAAAGGAAUCGUUCCGGAAACCAAAGGCAUAGUAAUGUCUUUGAUCCAAGUCUUCCCCAUCUUCCUCUGUCUACUAGUGGCAGUAUGAUUCUUGGACGCCAACAACCCACUACAGAGAAGAGAGGAAGCAUUGUUCGUUUCAUGCCCGAUAGCCCACAAGUACCUAAUGAUAAUUCAGCACCUGACCAGCAUACACUAUCACAAAAUUUUGGUUUUCCUUUUAUUCCUGAGGGUGGCAUGAAUCCACCAAUAAAUGCUAAUACUUCUUUCAUUCCACAGGUUACCCAGCCUAGUGCCACUCGAACUCCAGCCCUCAUCCCUGUAGAUCCCCAAAAUACACUGCCUUCUUUCUAUCCCCCAUACUCUCCUGCUCAUCCUACACUGUCCAAUGAUAUUUCGAUCCCCUAUUUUUCUAAUCAAAUGUUCUCAAAUCCUAGCACAGAGAAGGUAAACAGUGGAAGUUUAAAUAACCGAUUUGGGUCAAUUUUAUCUCCUCCCAGACCUGUUGGUUUUGCUCAACCGAGUUUUCCUCUUCUCCCUGAUAUGCCACCAAUGCACAUGACCAACUCUCACUUAUCCAAUUUUAAUAUGACAUCAUUGUUUCCAGAAAUAGCUACAGCUCUUCCUGAUGGCUCCGCAAUGUCACCUCUGCUUACAAUAGCAAACUCCUCUGCCUCUGACUCUUCCAAGCAGUCCUCAAACAGACCUGCCCACAACAUAAGCCAUAUUUUAGGUCAUGACUGCAGUUCAGCUGUUUAAAUACCAAUAGACUAAACGUACAUGUAAUGGGUGAGAUUACAAAUGUAUCUGUAUGUGCAUGCACACAUAUGUGCACGUGGAGAGGUUGUGCGUGUGUAUGUCUAUGUAUGAUCAAUGUCCAGUUACCUUCUGAAUGUAAGGAAGCCAUGUCAGAGAUGAUGUGAAUACGGGGUUGCCAGAAACAAAUUAUCUUUCAUUUUUAACUGCAUGGUGUGCUUUUUAAAUUUUCCCAGCAGAUUUGCAUUUUCAAGUUUGUAAUCUUCUGUUCCCUAAAAUAUUAAUCAGCUGAAAGUUGGGGGCUGUCAUCUUGGUGUGUGCUAGGUAGAAGGAAGGAGCCUAGAUUUUAAACUUGAUAAUUUGUCAAGUAGUGUGUUGAGAUAAUUGAGUUGCUCUCCCAAAGUACAGACAGUUUGAUGUAACACAAUGGCUCAUAACCAAAUGCCAGCUGAUGUCAGCAUUCAGAACAGUUUUUUACCCAUGGCAAAUUUUGAAUUAAUAAAGAACGAAUGUCUAUGGUUAAAGUCAAGCAGUUAGCAAAUAAAUGAGUUGUUUAAUCAGCCUUAUUCCCAAGGUUUGGUUUAGAUAGAGGUUUCUUAAUUAUAGCAACGCAUAAAAUACCUGAAUUUUAUGUCUUGCUCUUCAAAUUAGGGAGCCAUGCUAUCCUUUAAUGUGCCAAGAUCCUGUAAAGCAAAGGUCUUCCUUAAACAAUUAGCCUUAAAAAUAGAAAUCAAAAAUGCAAAGUACAGAGAUGUUCUCUAUUCUGUACUAGCAUUUUGCAUCAGGCCAUAGGAUAAAAGCAGUUAUAUCGUGAAGUUUUGCAUGUGUUCAGUUAAAGAUUGUUGUUUCAUCAAGUGAAUUUGUUUUAGUAUUUUCUCUUUGUUCUAUUUAUUUGAUCUUGAAGUAAAUUUUUUUUACAUUUGUUUAAUCGUUGGGGACUGAUCAGUAAAUAGGAUCUUUGGAAUCUACAUAAUUAUUUGAGCCUUACUUUUUAAAUAUUUCUAAGGAGAGUUUUAAGCUCUGUCAGUAUCUUUAUUUACUGAUAUUUAUAUUUAAAAUACGGCAUUGUAUGUUGCAUUAUCUUUCAUAGUAGUAGUAUAACCACAAGAUGAGUUUGUUCAUUAUUUUUCCUGAUGGUAGAUGCGAAAUGGUGCUUCAAACAAUUGUCUUUAUGUAUGUCUGUGUGUGUGAGUGUGUGAGUACACAGACAGAGAUUUUUAAAGUAUAAACUGGUCCUUUAAAAAUAGGCCUGCCAUCUGUGAAAUGGGAAAUUGAGACCUGCUGAAGUAUAGAAAAACCUGAUGUCAGGGUUUCAAAAAGCCCCACUUUAGUUAAUCAUAAAUCUAAAAAGUAUGUAUGUAUAUAUACACUCAUAUAUUGCUUUUGCAAACUUAGAAAAAAAACCCCUAGAGAAACAACCAUAUACACUUAUAUGCCCCAACCCGUUAUUUUCUGUUGUUAUACUCUGCCAAAAAUGGAGUGAGUGAAGUGGGAAGGAUGGACUGUCCUGUCUGCUCUACUAACAGAGUGAACCCAAAUGCAAGCAUUUAAUUUUUUCCCCUUAAGAAAGCCUCCUAAGGCCUGGGCAGAGCAGUUAACUCCAGCGAAUACCUCUUCCAAAGACUCAGCAAAAGGGUCACCUGUGCCUCUUCAACUGUUCUUACCAAACUUCCCGAUCUCUUCCUGCUUCUGACUGAGGCAGCCACCUGGGCAGAAAAACAUUGUGAACAAGGAAAACUUCUGUAUUUUCUCCCUUCGGAAUGGUCAUUGGGAGGAAUAGAAGUUACUUAAGACAACAGGUAAACACAGUAGUUAAAACUCGUAUUUGAGAAAAAAAAAUGAGAGUUUCUACUUGUUUUCUAAUUACCUUAACUGAGUUUUAAGCUUAACAUUCACAUGUUUCCUUGUACUUGAAAGGUUCAGUCUGCCAGUUUUAAGGACAGUUUUCAACGUGGUUGACUGUUCAUUUUCACUCCACCCCCUCUUUCUCACUGUCUCUGUCUCCGUCUCUCACAUAUACAGCACAGUAGCUAUUGAGUUUGGAAGAACUGGUGACUGUUAGCUGUAAUUGGAACUAAGGUAACAAGCUAAGAGAAGAUCAGUUUGAACAUUGCAGUGGAAGGGCUUCAAAGCCUGGGACUUCCAGAUAUUUCUCUAUUGCACUGAUUAUAAUUUUCUGUCUAACUCUGUUCAGAGAUAGCAUUUACAUUUCUCAGAGCUCUCACUCCACUCAUAUAACACUUAGAUCCCAAGUGAGUCUCUAAGUAAGGCUAUUUGACCAUCUGAAGAAAGAUGUGACCACCUGCAAAUAAUUGGGUUCCUGUGUACCUGUAGCUCUGAAUUUACAGAUGUGUGUGUAUAUGUAAGAGACCAUUUUAUGUAGGGACUCAAUUCUGAAAGUGUUCAGAGCACAAUAACCUUAUUUGAUUUAAAAGCACGAGUGAAUGAGAUUUACCAGCAGUGUAAAGUUUUUGAUAAUUAGAGCUAUGUGAUAUUUGGGAGGAAAUUUAUUUAAUACUUAGCAAACUCUGGAUAUAAUUUUUGACAAAAGAAUGUCAGAAAACAGUCAAUUUUGGUGAUAGUAAAUUUAAUGUUAUUCUUGGCUUGCUCAUAUAUGACUAAAAUAUAAAACAAUUUUGUAAUUUCUGGAAAUAUGCAAAUGUAUGUAUGAGUCAUAAGUAAGAGUCAUUUAUUUAAGUUAUUUCUCUUUUAGUGUUAUUGAUCACAGAAUCAGUUGCAGAAAGUGGUCGAUUCCUCCAAAUAUUUAACAUAGUAACUUCUAAUGAUGUGAAAAAAUUUGAGAUUUCUUAUCAUAUGUAAACUUUUACUGUGUCAAUCAUGGAUAAACAAAAUCAAGUUUGAUAUUAUUUGGGGUAUUUUGGUAUAUACAGGCUUUUUGGGGGACGUUUUAUACUGUUUCAGGAAAUGUAUUUUUGUUUUAAUUGUAAGAUCUAUACCAGAGAUGAUACCCUUUUUUCUAAAUAAGGAGUGAGAAUCCCACAUUAAUCAUGCUUUAUAACAUUUAACAUAUCCGAACUGUGGAAAGAGAAGCACGAGGAGGGAAUG
Messenger RNA from Manis pentadactyla (Chinese pangolin), 10249 nucleotides. It is a transcript of the gene USF3, whose product is annotated as upstream transcription factor family member 3. Lineage: Eukaryota; Metazoa; Chordata; Mammalia; Pholidota; Manidae. The coding region runs from base 500 to 7186 and encodes 2228 amino acids. The transcript has 8 exons. Gene Ontology annotation, molecular function: protein dimerization activity. The record is from RefSeq and is a predicted model, not a curated record.